Temnothorax curvispinosus is the source of this 1356-nucleotide messenger RNA. RefSeq lists its product as uncharacterized. The transcript is spliced from 4 exons. The record is from RefSeq and is a predicted model, not a curated record. The coding region runs from base 155 to 1174 and encodes 339 amino acids. NCBI's taxonomy places the organism in Eukaryota, Metazoa, Arthropoda, Insecta, Hymenoptera, Formicidae.
CGUCCGGCAAGAUGCACUUUUCACUUCAUCUACUGCGCUUAGCGUAGAUGACACGAGAAAGAACGUGUGACAUAAACAUACAUCGGUGUGAUAUAAUAAUAGCACGAAAGCACUAACAAUCUCCUAAGAAAGAUAAUAUCUGCUCAACAAAAAGAUGGCCAUAUCAUCGAUCAAUUCCUUUGCAGCCAGAUGGCUGCUCCUCUGCUUGAUCAUCCCAUUUUAUAGCGGAGCUGAAAGGUCAGAUUGGGUUUCUUACGAAAUUGACCCCGUGUAUUACCAAUUUCGACCAACACAACCAGAACCAGUUUCUUUGGAAGAACAGUUUCAUUCUAAUAUCCCAAAACCUCCACAGUACAACGUUUAUCAUCCUAAGUAUAAUUCAGUGCAGUCUCGAAUACCUUUGAAGGAGCGUCAUUCGGAAGGCAAUGUGAAACUAAAUGCGGCAAGAUCCAUGCCGGAAAACCAGCUAGGAGAAGUAUACAGAUCAUAUUAUUAUUCUCAGUCUGCUGAAAAUCGAGGGACUUCUAAAGAAGAAAGCGCUGCGCGAUUAGAGCGCGAAAAGACUCGAGAAAUAGACGAAGAAAUUAUGAAGAAAAUGAACAUGUUAGACAAAAUGUUGUCCGAGGAGAAUGACAUCGAAAAGAUUGAAAAGAACACAGUUGAAGAUGGAAUCAUCGCGGAAAUGAACAUCUCUGAAGAGACGAAAAGAGUUGUCAGGCAAGUUCGCAGGCGUCGGCCGGGAUUCUUCUGGACCCUGGCAAGACUUACUUUUGAGACGUACAACGAUACGCGAUCGGCGAUCCAACAAAUUAGUAAUAUCAUUAAUCAGAGCAUCGAACCGGAUCCGACUACACUACGGCCAGUCAGUAGUCAUCCGUUGAUAGCUGCCGAUGCGACAACAACAAUCGCACCGUCGAUUGAUCAAGGUAACACGUCCAGCGACGUGGCAGGUGUUAACGCAACGACGACAACUUCGACCACGCAGGCACCUUUCAGACUCACGCCAACCAACUUGCAAAAUUUGAUUAGAAGAAAUUUGCGUGGUUUAGUAAGGCUCUUCAAUAUCGAAUGGCAGGAUGCCCUGAAUCAAUCAGACGUAAAUGUAAGAGAAUUUCAAAAGGAUCUAGGGAAUCAAGUAGGCAGUUUUCUGCAGGAUAACCCAAACGCUUUUUAAACGUAACGAAGACAGCGAAGAAGAAUUAAAUAGAUGGUGAAGUAAACGUUAAGGCCAAAAAGUUCCAAACUGUGUAUAAUAUAGUGAUCUAUUUAUAAUAAGGCUAAAUUUUUUAAUUUAGCUAAAGAGUUUUAUCAGCCUCUGAAAAUAGUAUUUUAAUUUUUAAUAAUAUCUGCAUUUAA